This is a messenger RNA of Monosiga brevicollis MX1, 1020 nucleotides long. RefSeq lists its product as uncharacterized. The transcript is spliced from 7 exons. Gene Ontology annotation, cellular component: mitochondrion. NCBI's taxonomy places the organism in Eukaryota, Choanoflagellata, Craspedida, Salpingoecidae. The record is from RefSeq and is a predicted model, not a curated record. Gene Ontology annotation, biological process: aerobic respiration; mitochondrial fission. The coding region runs from base 1 to 1020 and encodes 339 amino acids.
AUGGCUGAGACGACCGCCCCAGUCCAGUAUCCCUGGCAAACCGCUCGCUCAGACAUUGAGCAGUGCGAAGCCAUUGAAACCCGUCGUGCCGAGCUGCAGGUUUUGCUGGCGGCAGAGGAUAAUGGCGAUGCCACCUUGACCGCUCACAUCCAAGAAUGGAAUACUCUGACCCAAGCACGCUCUGUCCUCAAUGCCAAGCUCCUCGAGCAGGAAAACCUUCGCCUCAAGCACGAAGCGGUUCUUGAUCUUUUUCACAUCUGCAACGAUAUUCUCAAAAGCCACGUUGAGUUUGACCAGACCGAAGCCGCCUUACUUCAUUGCAUUCGCGAGUCGCAUCAAAUGGCCAGCGCCUAUUGCGUCAAGCAUCAGCUGGACCAGUCACGCGAGCCAUCUAGCACCAACCCGUCGUCAGAGAACUCCGCAGUCGCACCACCCGCAACCAUACCCGCCCCGCCCCCUCCGCCGGCCAUGUCAGCGCCCCCGCCACCGCCACCACCAGGCCCACCGCCGUCCUUUGCCGCCCCCGAGCCCACAGAGAAACGCCCCAAGCGCGAAACUGCACCUUCGCUUCCCACCACCAGUCAACUCCCCAAGCCAUCGGCCGAGGGCUUCAAAUCUCCGCUGGCUCUGCGCACACCUCUGAAGCCAGUCAACAAUGCCUAUCUGGCAGACGUGGCCAAGAGUGGCAAGAGCAUCCUCCGCCGUACUGAUUUUCCCCGCUCUCCUGGAGGCACCCCCUGCCGACAGCGUCGCCGCCUUUCCACGGCAGAUGGGGCGGACCUGGUCCUGCUGGCCUUGCGCCGCAAGUUUGCCAAUGUCAACGGCGAUUCCCCUGGUGGUUCACCGCUGGCCAGCCCUCUGGCCAGUCCCUUUGCCACAACACCAAGCGCUCAGCCCAAGCGUGAGUAUACCCCCCACAUCAACUGCUCGCACCUUGCCCAUCGAGUGCUUUUGCUGCUGUGGUCACCUCACCCAGGGUCCCCCGCCUGCGAUGCAGUGGCAUUGGCCAGUCCCUUGUAA